AUGGAUUCUACUACUCUCGUUACUUUUCUCUACAAAUCAAGACCGGAUGUCCGCACAGUAGAACUCUUCGGAUCAUGGGACAACUUCUCAAGACCGUACCGCAUGCAAAGCGAUGGACAUAGAGGUCGUGGUGUCUGGACUGGCUGCCACUCAUUCGAGAACAUUAUCUGUGAUGGUGAUCGCAUCAACCAGCUAAGACCUAGAAACGGUGCCUUGAAGCAGGGUGGAACCUACUGGUACUAUUACAAACUGGACGAUGCCGAAGAAGCCUGCGACUCAACUGCCUUGACUACAUGUGCAUGCCCACUGCUACCUGGUCAGAUGGUCAAUGUACUGGAAAUCCCUGUCGAAGUUAUCGAAGCACCUCAACGAGUCUGCAGCGCCUCGGCCGACAAGCCAACAACUAUGGAAAUCCCCAUGACCAUCAAUCCCGAAGACAGAUACAAGAAGAUCUACAGCAAGCCGCCUACCAAACUCCCUCGCUACUACUGCUCUAGUGACGCAUUGCGGGAAAGAUUUGCAGCGGAUGCAACAAUGUCGAGGGACCUUAGAUUUAAGGAACGACCUGCUUCUCGAGGUGUUAGAUCUAUCAAGCGCGUUCGUCGCGAGGAACCCGAAUACCAAAGACCUGGUGCUUGUCAGAUUGAUGCUUCUUGGGAUGACAUCGAAGCGCUUGCCAACAUGCCCGACCUGAACCAAACGAUGAACCACCUGCCAGAGCUCAGGCCCUUUGCUCCUUGCCCUAGUGCCUCACCAGAAGAGAGACCAAAGAACACACACCGUCUUAGUCAGGGAAUCGCAAUCGAGUUUGACGAAGCACCAUCACAAAUACCUCGGUACGACGGCGCCUACGACGAACCUCAAUCCACACAAUGGCCUCUUAGUCCCCCAAUGUCUGAACUCGCAGAUGAGGAGAACUGGCCCUUGCCACCUUCGAACCGCUUUCGACCUGCUUCUUCCCACACACCACUUCACGGCCCAUCAACGCCAACCUCUGCAAUUCCAAUUCUAAAUCUCAACAGCCAGCCCCGAACCAACACAUACCACCAGCCUCUCACAUCACCAGCAUUUUCUUCUUCAGUCACAUCAGACGACUUCCACCCAGGUUUCGGACCCAGCAAAAGCAUACCCGGCAGUUUCGACAUGGCCUCUCCAACCUUUACAGCCGACACCCUCGACUCGUCAUUCUCCUCUAGCCUCACAACGCCUGAUCGCCUCAGUUUCCGCCUCGAUGACCCUAGCCACCAGCACUCCCAAACGUCGGAUGUCGACACCACAAACUUCCACACCGGUCUCGAAGACUUGAGCCACCGUCUCUCCGCCCUCUCCACAUAUCCACCCUCAUCUCACUCAGACGACUCCAGCGAUGAACACCACAACAAGAGACCAGAUUUCCUCUCUUUCUUCCCUCCCGCCGCGCAGCCUUUGUAUCUCCAAAACGUACAGGCCCGCCGCAGCAGAAGCAGUGGUGACUGCGAGCAAAAGUCCAAUGCGAGCUGUUUGACGUUGAAACCUCUGGGUACUGCGAGGGGAGAAAGACCGUUCUCUUUGUGUUUGCCCGUGGGGGCUGGAGCAUGGGAUGCAGAGGAUGCAGGAUUCAGUAGCGAUGUUUUGGGGGCUUUGGGGUUGGCUUGA
Messenger RNA from Aureobasidium uvarum, 1635 nucleotides. The record is from the annotation of a GenBank genome assembly. NCBI's taxonomy places the organism in Eukaryota, Fungi, Ascomycota, Dothideomycetes, Dothideales, Saccotheciaceae.